Messenger RNA from Mastomys coucha (southern multimammate mouse), 1310 nucleotides. It is a transcript of the gene Dtd1, whose product is annotated as D-aminoacyl-tRNA deacylase 1. Lineage: Eukaryota; Metazoa; Chordata; Mammalia; Rodentia; Muridae. Gene Ontology annotation, molecular function: D-tyrosyl-tRNA(Tyr) deacylase activity. The transcript has 6 exons. Gene Ontology annotation, cellular component: cytoplasm. The record is from RefSeq and is a predicted model, not a curated record. Gene Ontology annotation, biological process: tRNA metabolic process. The coding region runs from base 153 to 782 and encodes 209 amino acids.
AGGUGUGGCCGACGUGGGCGGGACGCAGCUCUGUGGAAUGGGUCCUCGCGGAGCUCUUCCGGUGUUGUCGGUAGAGGGCGCUGGCCGAGGAGCCACCGGCGGAGUCGCAAGGUCUGACCACACGGCGAGUCCCAGUCGCUACAGCCGCCGCCAUGAAGGCCGUGGUGCAGCGCGUCACCCGGGCUAGCGUCACAGUUGGAGGAGAGCAGAUAAGCGCCAUCGGACGGGGCAUCUGUGUCUUGCUGGGCAUUUCCAUGGAAGACUCGCAGAAGGAACUGGAGCACAUGGUUCGAAAGAUUUUAAAUCUGCGUGUGUUUGAGGAUGAGAGUGGGAAGCACUGGUCCAAGAGCGUGAUGGAUAAGGAGUACGAGGUGCUGUGUGUCAGCCAGUUCACCCUCCAGUGUGUCCUCAAGGGGAACAAGCCCGACUUCCACCUGGCCAUGCCCACAGAGCAGGCAGAGAGCUUCUACAACAGCUUCCUGGAGCAGCUUCGCAAGAGCUACAGACCAGAGCUUAUCAGAGAUGGCAAGUUUGGUGCCUACAUGCAAGUGCACAUUCAGAACGAUGGGCCUGUGACUAUAGAACUGGAGUCCCCUGCUCCUGGAGCUGCUAGCUCUGAUCCAAAGCAGCUGUCAAAGCUGGAGAAACAGCAGCAGAGAAAAGAAAAGACCAGAGCCAAGGGCCCUUCUGAGUCAAGCAAAGAACGAAAUGCACCCCGAAAAGAAGAUCGCAGCGCCAGCAGUGGGGCAGAGGGUGAUGUGUCUUCAGAGCGGGAGCCAUAGAUGCAGAAGCACGAGCUCAGCAAAUUACCAUUGGGCAGAACCGGAUCCUGAAAAAUUCAAGAUGCUAAAGCCCCUACACUGCUUUAAGAAUUCGGGACUCAAAUAUGAAAAGAAAAUCAGAAAUAAGACCCUGGGAACCUGAAAAUCCCUGCAGAAAAACACCAAAGGACCAUUCCAUUUUGUGUAUUGUUGUGGUCUGAUGGGUCGUGGGUGCUGAGGGAUCGUGGAGUGCUUGUGGGUUCACACCCAUGCUCUCCCCAUGGAGAGAGGGCCAUUGGUUUCCUUGCUUUCUACCAUGUCUUGGCUUGCUUUUGGAACAGGCUGGUCCAGCAUCAUCUGUCCUCAUCUGUGGUGUAUUGUGUGUCCAUGAUCUGUCUCCAGCACGUCCCGGCUGUCCAUCAUCUCCAUCACUGAGUCACAAGACAGGGCUGGUGUUAAGCAACCGACAAUAACAUAUUGUAUGAGACUUUGCAUCUUGUACAUUUUCUCUUCUUUUCUAAAAAUAAAUAAUAAUAAAACCAUAAAUCU